Molecule: messenger RNA, 2337 nt
Organism: Budorcas taxicolor (takin)
Lineage: Eukaryota; Metazoa; Chordata; Mammalia; Artiodactyla; Bovidae
Gene: ARHGEF38
Product: Rho guanine nucleotide exchange factor 38
Exons: 14
Coding region: 1-2337 (778 amino acids)
Cellular component (GO): cytoplasm
Molecular function (GO): guanyl-nucleotide exchange factor activity; protein binding
Source: RefSeq, a predicted model, not a curated record
AUGGAGCCCAAAGAAGCUCCCGGGAAAGAAAACAUGGGCACCAAGAAAAAGAACCUGUCCUUCCUGAGGCCCAGGCUCUAUAUGCUGGAGAGAAGGAAGACUGACACUGUGGUUGAGAGCAGUGUUCCUGGGGACCACUCUGGUACCUUGAGGAGGAGCCAGUCUGACAGGAGCGAGUACAACCAGAAACUGCAAGAAAAGAUGACACCACAGGCUGGGUGUUCCACGGCUGAGACCCUAACUCAGGAGGAUGAGCAUCAGAUUCGGAGAAUGAUGGCAAAGCGUGCGAAAAUCAUCAAGGAGCUGAUACAGACAGAAAAGGACUAUCUCAAUGACCUAGAACUGUGCGUUCGAGAAGUGGUUCAGCCCUUGAGAAAUAAACAGGUUGAUCGGCUGGAUGUGGAUAGCUUGUUUAGUAACAUCGAAUCGGUGCAUCAGAUAUCAGCCAAGCUGCUGUCAUUGUUGGAAGAGGCCACGACAGACGUAGAACCAGCCACGCAAGUAAUCGGAGAAGUAUUCUUGCAGAUUAAAGGGCCACUGGAAGAUAUUUAUAAAAUCUACUGCUAUCACCACGAUGAAGCGCAUAGUGUACUGGAGUCCUAUGAAAAGGAAGAGGAGCUGAAACAACAUUUGAGCCUCUGUAUCCAGUCCUUAAAGAACAUAUACAUGCAACAAGGCAAACCAAACUUACUGGACAUGGGCUCUUUGAUGAUCAAGCCAAUUCAGCGAGUGAUGAAGUACCCUCUAUUGCUGUGUGAACUCCGGAAUUCCACCCCUUCCUCUCACCCAGAUUUCCAAGCGCUGGAAGAUGCCUAUGCUGCAGUGAAACACAUUAAUGUAAACAUUAAUGAACUUAAAAGACGAAAAGAUUUAGUUCUGAAAUACAAGAAGAAUGAUGAGGAAGAAUCACUUAAAGAUAAAUUGUCUAAACUAAAUAUUCAUUCAAUUAGCAAGAAAUCAAAAAGAGUGACAAAUCAUCUAAAGAUUCUGACCAGAGGAGAAUCACAGGUGAAAGACAAUACCUUUAACAGAGAAGAAAAGCUAUUUCGAUCUUUAGAAAAGACUGUGAGGCACUGUGUGAAGAACAUUUCAUUCUGUCUCCAACACAUACAGGAUGCCAUGCCUUUAGCUCUGCAGAGCAUGAUGGAGCUCCAGGAGAUUUCACACAACAAAGAUGAGGAGGAGAGCAGCUAUUCAGAGUCUCCAAGUAAUGCCGCAAAUCCUUCUGAAGACUUUGCAGCUCAUUUGCAGAAGCUCGUCCUGACGCCUCUGUCAGCCCUGCUGUCCCUGUUCCCAGGGCCUCAGAAACUAAUCCAGAAACGCUAUGACAAACUGCUGGACUAUAACAGCUACUUGCAGCGGGCGGCGGCGGAUGAGUCAGACUUGGCCAAAAGGGAAUAUGAGGCCCUCAAUGCCCAGCUGGUGGAAGAGCUCCAGGUGUUCAAUCUGGCCGCGCGGAAGAUCCUCCUCAACUGUCUGUGCAGUUUCAUCACGCUGCUCAGGGACCUGAUGAUCGUGGCCCAGCGGGUUCACACCGCCACGGUGCCGGUACCACAGUUGGCUUCAAGCAUCUCUGAAAUUCAGAAUCGAGUACUAGAAGAGGUUCAAAACCUGAAUUUUGUAAAGGAUAACAAUGCUACCUUUAUUGAGAGGAAACUUAGUUUUGAAAAGAAGAAGCCUGUGCAGACUCUGCCAGAAGUGCCACGCCAGACGGACACUCACCGCUCCAAACUUCUAUCCACAUACAGCACAGAGGAACUCUACCAAGCUAAGCGCAAGUGCAAUGCUACACAAGAAUAUGACAUCAAUCUUCUGGAAGGGGAGUUGGUGGCUGUGGUGGAGCAGAAAGAUCCACUGGGGAGUACCAGCAGGUGGCUUGUUGACACAGGAAUUAUAAAAGGAUAUGUGUAUUCCUCCUUCCUAAAACCCUACAAUCCAGCAAGAGUGCAGAAGGUGGAUGCUGAGAACAGGUUCUGCGACGAUGAUUUUGAUAACAUCAGCCUCUUUGUGUCUUCACGGCCAGCCAGGGACAGUGUCACAGGCACCCCAGAAGGUAGCAUAAGUGGGAGCAGCUCAUCUCUUAGUGGAACAUGUGGGAAGUCUGAAACAAAUGGUACUGACAUUGACAGUUUUCAAGAGGCAGAUGAACAGAUUUUCUAUGCAGUUCAUGCCUUUCAAGCACGGAGUGACCAUGAACUUAGCCUUCAGGAAUACCAAAGAGUCCAUAUACUUAGAUUUUGUGACCUAAGUGGUAAUAGAGAGUGGUGGUUAGCUGAAGUUCAAGGACAGAAAGGCUAUGUUCCAGCUAACUACCUUGGGAAGAUGACUUAUGCUUAA